Molecule: messenger RNA, 714 nt
Organism: Camellia sinensis
Lineage: Eukaryota; Viridiplantae; Streptophyta; Magnoliopsida; Ericales; Theaceae
Source: RefSeq, a predicted model, not a curated record
UCUCUAGCCUUUGGCCUCGGUCUCUCUCUGUCUCUGUAUAUAUAUAUAUAUAUAUAAUGCGGUGAUCAUCAGUACGGAGAGAGGGAUUUGAGCCCUGAUUGAUGAUUUUGAAGAGGUUUGUCAUGAUUUUGCGGUAUGAUUUUGAUUUUGAAGAGGGUUUUUCGCGAUCUAGGUCGUGGUUCAAUCCCCUGUUCGGUUCGAAUCUCAUUUCAAUCUGCAAACAUGCAUGCCAAUCACUUGCUUCUCGAAGAGCCUAUCAGGAUGGCCUCCAUUCUCGAGCCAUCUAGAGCCAAUUUCUUUCCCGCAAUGACAAAGAUCGUUAGGACUUUGGGCCCCAGGUCUCGAUCUGUUGAGGUCAUCUUUGGUUGCCUUAAAGCUGGAAUGUCUGUGGCUCGAUUCGACUUUUCGUUGGGGGAUCCUGAGUAUCACCAAGAGACUUUGGAAAACUUGAGGGCUGCUGUGAAGACCACUAAUAAGCUUUGUGCUGUUAUGCUAGAUACAGUGGGUCAUGAGUUGCAGGUUGUCAACACCAUUGAGAAAACUAUUUCACUUGAGGAGGAUGGUAAAGUUGUUCUAACACCUCAUAAUGGUCAGGAAGCCUCUCCUGAACUGCGGCUUACAAGAAAUUCCACCCUCGACAAGCUCAGGAAAAAAAAUGACAAAGGUCACUGGAGUGUGGUUAUUAAAGUUCUCAAUGCCACUAUUGUUAAUUGA